UUUAAUCACACCCCAAUCUUCACUUCUUUAUAUUUAGUACUUUUUCUUUUCACUAUUAUUUCUUUCUUUCUUUCUUUCUUUCUUCCUUUUCUUUGUUGUCAUUAACAGAGCAGUUUGGCUCAAAGUUGAUUACACAUAUAAAUCCUCCCUGAACUGUGUCUGGAUUUCUCACUAUAAUGACUGUAUGGUGGAGAUCAACACUUUCUCACAGCUUCACAGUUCCCCAUUUCCAUCCUGAUCUCUGGUUACUCUGUGUGUGUGUGUGUGUGUGUGUGUGUGUGUGUGUGUGUGUGUGUGUGUGUGUGUGUCCUGUUCAGGGUGUAUUCACAACUUACCUUUAGUGUUCCUGGGACAGACUCCGGCUCCAUUGUGACUGACCAGGACAAAGUGCUUAAUAAAAGUGAGGGAAUUUAUAUCUGUGUAAUAAACACAUACAGGACGUCGACAUGCCGAGGGAUUAGGAAGAAAUCAGCUAUCACUCUGUGUGUGAGGGGGGGGGGGGGUGUCCGUAGAGGCAGUGAUGUGAGAAGGGGAGCAGGAGCUCAUAAAGUAGACAGUCACCAGUGUGUGAGGAGUCGAUCAGUGCAGACAAGGACAGUGUGAUGUUCCCUGUUGUGUUUGGUGAUGGUGUGUUUGGAUGGAGGGUGGAGAAAAUGGAGGCUGUGCAGCUGGACAGGAAGCAGUUGGGUGUGUUUUACACCGGAGACUCGUACAUCAUCCUGAACAAACACCAUGAGGGGGCUGAACUACACAUGUGGAUGGGGGAGGAGUCAUCUCGGGAUGAGCAGUGUGCUUGUGCCAUGUUGGCCACUCAGCUGGACCAGUUCCUUGGGAGGGACGCCGUCCAGCACAGACAGGAGCAGGGAUAUGAGACAGAGGACUUCAUGAAGCUCUUCCCCAAUGGAGUGAGCUAUAAGAGGGGGGGUGUUGAGUCAGGGUUUAGGCGGGUGCAGACGGAGUGUGUGCCGGUGCGACACCUUUAUCAGGUAAAAGGGAAGAGAAAUAUACGUGUGAGAGAGGUGGAACUGAACUGGAGGAGCUUCAACACUGGAGACUGUUUCAUCCUGGAUCUGGGACAGCUCAUCAUCUCUUGGAGUGGCUGUAAGUCGAGUGUGUUUGAAAGACAGAAGGUUCAUCAGAUCGCCACUUUAAUCAGAGACACAGAAAGAAACGGAAAAGCUCACAUCCAUGAUGUCACACAGGGGGAGGAACCAUUGGAGAUGGUCCAGGUUCUUGGAACAAUACCAACAAUUAAAGACUCAUUUGAGGACGACGGUGAAGCAGACAGGACAAACACCACCUCUAUCUACAAGGUGUCUGAUGCAUCGGGCUGCAUGUCCAUCACGCAGCUGUGUGAAAAAGCACCGUUUGAUCAGAAACUUCUGCACAGAGACGACUGUUUUAUCCUUGAUAAUGGAGCCAAUGGCAAGAUCUUCAUCUGGAAGGGUGCAGGAGCCAAUGUGGAAAAAAAGAGGGUGGUCCUGCAGUUAGCAGAUGAGUUUAUUGUGAGGAUGGGUUACUGCAGAACCACAACUCAGGUGGAGAUUUUUCCUCAAGGUCUUGAAUCUGUUCUUUUCAAACAAUUCUUCAAAAGCUGGGGAUAAAAACAACACACACACAUGUACGCACACACACACCCAUGCACACACACCUGCACACACACACACACACACACCCGCACGUGCACACACACACACACACCUGCACACACACACACACACCUGC
Molecule: messenger RNA, 1725 nt
Organism: Tachysurus fulvidraco (yellow catfish)
Lineage: Eukaryota; Metazoa; Chordata; Actinopteri; Siluriformes; Bagridae
Gene: capga
Product: capping protein (actin filament), gelsolin-like a
Exons: 9
Coding region: 603-1604 (333 amino acids)
Biological process (GO): barbed-end actin filament capping; actin filament severing; actin polymerization or depolymerization
Cellular component (GO): actin cytoskeleton; cytoplasm
Molecular function (GO): phosphatidylinositol-4,5-bisphosphate binding; actin filament binding
Source: RefSeq, a predicted model, not a curated record